Molecule: messenger RNA, 2022 nt
Organism: Brenthis ino (lesser marbled fritillary)
Lineage: Eukaryota; Metazoa; Arthropoda; Insecta; Lepidoptera; Nymphalidae
Source: the annotation of a GenBank genome assembly
AUGAACUUCGAAGUGGAUCGUUACUCGUCUGCUUGGGCACAUAUAGCCCUGUGUGCGGAUCUUACUUGGGCUUCAGAACCACCUGAUGAUUUUAUCGUAGCAAAUCAGCGCCUUUGGGCACAGAAUUGCCGAGUAAACGAAGUCCUACAAGACACCGUAGAUUCUCAGUGCGGAACAAAUAAUCAUAACGAUUUAACAGGUCAACGUUUACUUGCAAUACAAGAAAAUGGCAGCUGUAGUAAAAGAAGCGUAAAAGACGUUAUUCCAGAGUCUAGGUUAGCUCAGUUUUACGGAAACUUCUACUAUGACGAUAUCAGAGAAAACUGCUACACAUGCACAAAUGACAAACCUAACUCGCGUUAUAGCAGUAGCGGUUGCGAAAACUCAGAUCUUACAGAAUGUUGGAUGUUACCUGAGGUUGAGAACUGGUUUCGAAAAUUAGUGGACAGUUCUGAUCGAAACUUGGUCCCUCGUCGACGCAGGCAGUACAGAAUGCUUGCUGAUGACGAUUUGUGCGUAAGAUUUGUAUUUGUUAAGCCAAUUAACGGACACCGAUCGGCAGUUAGCGAGCGCUGGGGCCUGAUUGAAACAGCUGAAGAGGCUGCUCUAGAAGCGAAAAUUCGCAGUGUUCGCAAUAUAUGGAACCAGUCCAAGCACAGAAGGCCUAGGGCUCCAAGCCCGCCCCCAGUGUCAAGAAAGAUUAGAGCGAGAAGGAGACAACCAAGAAAAUUAGCUACCCUAGCCCCACCACCCCCAAAUUAUUGCUUAGACGAUGCACAACUUCAUUGUGAUCCGAAUCGUAAGUUUCAGUUCGACGCACCACGUCCUCCACAGUUAACAGACUAUCAACGUGCUAUGGGACGGUUAUCUUCUAGCGUUCAAGCUUUAAUGCGAGCAAAUAUCUCUAGAUGUCCACCUUACAGAGGAACAAAUGUUAGUCGAUACGCACCCACUGGACCACGACCUAUGAGGUAUCCUGAGAAACGAUAUAGUGUUUGGUGGCCCGGCAAAAAUAUAUCACCCCGAAUAGACAAAUUAAAUAAUACACUAAUCAAUAAUACUUUCAAACAAAACACUAGCAAUACACAAAAGUUACUUCAAACUGAUGAAGAGACGAAAAAAGAAGAAUCUAGUGGGAAAAAAGAAGAGCUGACAUCCAUUUCUGAUACAGAAGUGACAAGUCAAAAGGAAAAAAUUAUAGAUGAUGGCCAAUUACCAUCAACGAGUAAUGAAGCGAAGGAAGAUUUAAGAAACAAACGUCUUUACAGCACAGUACUGAGUAUGAGCGCCCCACCUAUUAAUUUGACUCCAGUUAUUAGACUUUCGCAAAAAUUACCACCUGGUCUUAUCAAACUUAAUCCAAAGAUGACUGCAAGACUGCGUCCUAGUAUCGAUAAAUUUGAAGAACUCGAAAAGGAAGCUUUAGAACAAUAUAAGGAUUCAGAUGAAAGUAUAGAUACGAAGUUUCGAGAACUUGAAAAGCAAGCAGUUGAACAAUAUAGCACUAGCAAUAGUAAUACAAGUUGUAGCAGUGGCAAUUCGGCAGAGAAGAAAUCGAACAAUGAGAAUAAAGUAAAAGAAAUAGAUAUUGAAGAAAAAUUUCAAAAAAAGAAAUCUGUAGAUAGUGUCGUAAUAUAUUCCCAAAAUUUUCCUGAUUUAAAUGCGAAAAAACAUUUACAUAGUAGUGUUAAUCGAAAAAACUUCCACACCCCCCCAAGGGGGGAGAAAAAAGAGCAUAGAUCAAGUAAAAACAUAAGAAGUAGCAAAGACAAACCAAAAAGACCUGCAUCAGAUACUGAUUAUAAAUCUAAGGAUUUAAAAGAAAAUCAUAAAACAAUGCGAUGGACAUUACCAAAGAAGAGACAUUUGACUCUGUGUGUCUCAGAUUUCUCUUCUGAUGAAGAUUUAGAUGGAACUGUUUCCAUAAAAGAUGUUGGACCCUGUGCUAAGACUCAUUUAUCAGGGAAGUUAAAAAUGGCUGCACAUGGUGGAGGAGACUUACACCCAAUACUACGCAAAACU